UGUUGACAGUUCAGCGGCUUCCGCCGUUAACGACGAUUUCCGUCUAAAAUGGCGGCCGAGGUCAGCGCUUCUUCGCCAGGGGAGCUCGAAGAGGAUUUUCUCGAAGAAAGGCUGUCGAAACCCAUCACUUACUCACCCGAAGUGGAAGAAGCUAUUUCGCAGGUGUUUAAGAGUGAUGAUCCCCUUGACAGUAAAGAUUUUAACCCAGUCGAUUAUAUAAACUCAAUUUUUCCAACUGAACAGUCCCUUGCCAAUAUAGAUGAUGUUGUUAAUAAGAUGAGACUAAGAAUCAGGGGUCUUGAUGAAGAAAUUAGAACAGUUGUCCGAGGACAGACUAACAUUGGCCAUGAAGGAAGACAAGCACUUGAUGAAGCUCAACAAGCAAUUCAACAGUUGUUUGCAAAAAUAAUCGACAUCAAAGAAAAAGCUGAUAAAUCAGAACAAAUGGUGAAAGAAAUCACAAGAGAUAUCAAGCAGCUGGACCAUGCAAAGCGACAUUUGACAAGCUCCAUUACUACUCUUAAUCACCUCCAUAUGCUUGUUGGUGGAGUUGACUCUCUUGUGACUUUGACCAGAAAGAGACAGUAUGGAGAGGUAGCCAAUCUGUUACAAGGAGUUGUCAAUGUUUUGGAACAUUUCAAAAAGUACUUUGGGAUUGCACAAAUACGGGAACUGGCAGACAAGGUGAAAAAAAUACAAAGUGAACUUGGUACUCAGAUAUUGGCAGAUUUUGAAGAGGUCUUAUCUGUGAAAGGGAUUAAGCCGCCAUCAGGACCUAAUUCACAAUUAGCUGAGGCUUGUCAAGUGGUAAAUGUAUUGGAUCCUAAAGUAAAGAAUGAGUUGCUCUCCUGGUUUGUCAAACUCCAAUUAGCAGAGUAUCAACAGCUUUUCAAUGAGUCAUUUGAGGUUUCUUGGCUUGAUAAAAUUGACCGCCGGUAUUCCUGGUUGAAGAGAGCUCUUGUGAAGUUUGACGAAGACUUUCAAGGGACAUUUCCACUUGAAUGGCAUGUGGAGGAGAGAAUCAGUGAAGAAUUUUGUAAAAUAACCAAAAAAGAUUUGUCAAAAAUCAUGACAGCAAGAGUUCAAGAACUUGAUGUCAAGCUGCUUUUGUUUGCCAUCCAAAGAACAACAACCUUUGAAAGUUUAUUGGCUCAGAGGUUUGUUCAGCAUGGCUAUGAGGAGAAAGGAGACCCAAAGGAGAAAGGAGACAAGCCAAAACAGUCCAAGUUCUUAGGAAUUAUCUCAAGAUGUUUUGAGCCACAUCUUCAUAUUUAUAUAGAAUCACAAGACAAAAACCUAUCAGAAUUGAUGGACAGGUUUGUUCAAGAUUUCAAGUCUCAGGGAAUCCCCAUGGUAGAAGGUGAUGGAAGUAAUGUCGUAUUUCCCAGCGCUGGUGAACUAUUUGUGUUCUACAAAAAGUGCAUGGUACAGUGCUCACAGCUGAGCACCGGGCCCCCGCUGCUCUCGCUCACUGCGGCAUUCCAGAAGUUUCUCAGAGAGUAUGCUACCAGAGUACUCAAUAACCAUCUCCCUGUAAAGAGCACAGGUGGCUUGGCUAGCAUCUUGAAGGAUUCUGGUGAAGUGAAAUUCAGCAAAGAAGAGCAAAGUUUGACUUGUUGUAUUCUUUGUACAGCUGAUUAUUGUCUGGAAACAACUCAACAGUUAGAGGAGAAGUUAAAGGAGAAAGUUGAUCCUGAAUUGGCGGAGAAAAUUGACCUCAAUGGGGAACAAGAUGUAUUCCAUAGUGUCAUUUCGAACUGUAUCCAGCUGCUUGUACAAGACUUGGAGAAUGCUUGCGAUGCGCCCUUGACAGCAUUGAUAAAGGUUAAUUGGCAAAGCGUAGAGGCUGUAGGAGACGAGAGCUCUUAUGUGACAGCCAUUUCCAAUCACCUGAAGGAAGCCGUACCUCUUUUACGUGAUUACCUGUCCUCAGCAAGAAAAUACUUCACUCAGUUUUGCGUAAAGUUUGUCAAUUCUUUCAUUCCACGGUUCAUCAGCAACUUGUAUAAAUGCAAGCCAAUUAGUACUGUUGGCGCUGAGCAGCUGUUACUGGACACUCACUCUCUUAAAACAACUCUCCUUGAUCUUCCCUCAAUUGGCUCAAAAGUGCAAAGGAAGCCUCCAGCAAGUUACACUAAAGUGGUGGCGAAGGGAAUGAAAAAGGCAGAAAUGAUAUUAAAGGUCGUUAUGUCUCCUCACGAUCCUGCGGUUGGAUUUGUGGACAAUUAUAUAAAGUUACUUGCUGAUACAGAUACUUCUAACUUCCAAAAACUACUGGACAUGAAGGGUUUAAAGCGGAGCGAACAACACAGCAUGCUGGACCUAUUUCGCUCUCGUCUACCCUCCCCUCCGGCAGGUAGUGCGCCUGGAGAGUCUGCGGCUGUUUCUUCUCACACCGCAACCGAGCAGGAGUCAAGUAGAAUAAAAAAACUAGAGAGACUGAUAAAAAAACCGUUUUAGACCAACACGGUUUUUCAUUUCUUCACUAAAGAAAAAUACGCGCGGACUACACGCUUUGGACGCUUCGGUCAAACAAACUCAGUUGGCAUAUAAAAUGUGGGUUUCUUUCUUUUCAUUUAUAACGAAAUCAACAAAGAUAUUUUUAUUGAUAAUGGUACUGUUAAUGAUUCUUUUUAUUGGCCCCUCCCUUGAUGGGGAGAGUUUUUAUUCAAGAAGAAUUGGUGUAUGUUGCUUCUCACGAGAUAUGUUGAAAUGAGAUUAUAUAUAUAUAUAUAUAUAUAUGUAUAUGUUAUCUCUUCAAGCUAUUUUGAAUGAUUACAACAAUAGGAGUAAGCUCUAUUAUCACGACCAAAAGCUCUUUAAGUUUCGCAAAAGCGUGUGACUUGAAUAACGAAAGAUAUCGUUUCUAGUGCUUCGAGUGGAAUUGUUCAAAGUACUGGGAAAAGUGUUAAUGGUUUGCUUUCCCGCAUGGCGCAGUGUACUGUUUGUGGGAGUCAUUUCACUUUGUUUAUCGUCACCCAUAGCGGAAAAAAUAAAAAUAAAAAACAAUCUUAUCAUGGGAUCAUACUUUCUACUGUGGAGAACGUGAUAGUCGAGUGGCUAGCUAUUAGCAGAAGCAUAUGAUUUUGUUGUUAGACUAUCUCUAUUUUCGAAUCUUAUAACAUCCUAAAAGCUUCUCAUAAAGGAGAUUCGUCCGCCAAGGAAAGUAGUAAGAUUUUGGACAUUCUCAACAAGAAAGGAAUUGGCUCAUAAACGAAAAGUGAUUCGGAUACCGCCCGUUGUUGUGUCUAAGUUGGAGGAAUUUGUGAAGCAUUUGCCGGAUGCGGAGGAAAAAUCGAGAUAAGUGGAAGAAGCUCUGCCGGCGAUCCUUGCUACAACCAGAAAGUUCGAAUUGCUAUGGGAGUCGAAGACAAAAAUUGUCUCGAAAGUGCUACAGGAGUGAGAGGCCGCAACAAUGAAGAUGGGCUCUACGAGAUACACUUUUUCGCCCAAGUAACCCAAGAGAUGCGAGCGUCCUUGUGGGUUAUUAAAUGUGGAAGACAUUAUCUGCAGUCCAUUCCCUGUCCAAGAAAAAAAUUUUUUUAGCAAUUUCAAGCCUUUGAAUAUGUUAGAGCCAGCAAAUGGACCGGACGUGGCUUAAGCCUGCAAGGGAUUUGGUCUGUUAAGCGAGACAACAGAGGCAAACAGUUCGAUGCGCCAGACAAGAACAAGGAUAUUUUAGGUGCAGACAUGACAAGAGGUAUUGUUCAGUCCUUCGUCCCUCUUGUUCAGGUGCUGUUUAGCCUUAAAUGCGAGUCUAGAGAGGACAAGGGUAUUGAGUAAGGAUUGGAAGGAGACUUUGAACAGCAAUUAAAAUCUGCGCAUCGUUUACUUCUCGAACAAGACGGCAACAUUAUAGUUACCGAUACUGAAAAUAAACUAAUCAUGUUGUUUAUCCCUGAAGGCAAUUUUUAAGUGCAAUUAGCUAAGGGAAGUACGAAGAGGCUACUUUUAAGUUUCCUGCUUAGUUUCCUGUUUAUUGUAUCCAGUGAGACAUAUUGUUACGCCUUUCAAUUGACCUCA
Molecule: messenger RNA, 4023 nt
Organism: Pocillopora damicornis (cauliflower coral)
Lineage: Eukaryota; Metazoa; Cnidaria; Anthozoa; Scleractinia; Pocilloporidae
Product: vacuolar protein sorting-associated protein 53 homolog
Biological process (GO): retrograde transport, endosome to Golgi
Cellular component (GO): GARP complex
Source: RefSeq, a predicted model, not a curated record